CGCAGAAGCUCACCGGCGCAAUAAUGUGCAACUUGCCCAUAGCGGCGCUGACGUCAACUUGACGUAUCGUAGCAACAGCAGCAGAUAAACGAGGGCAAUGCGCGGUGAGCGCUGAAGCGAUUAUACACAAUCGCGUUGUUUUACACAAGACACGAAUCCGCAAGAAGUUCCUACUUCAACAGAAGAACAAACCAAAAUGAAGAAGAAAUGCAUUUCUUCUUUCUUCAGGAGAAAAUGGUGGCCUGUAAAUCGUGACAACAUCACUGAAAAUCAAGAAAACAAAGUGAACUUUUGUUCACCACAGCCCAGCCCAGAUCCAACAGUUUUAACACCUGUUCCGGAUCCAGCUGGUCUUGACACAAAACCUUCCAAAGACGAGCUGUCAGACGUAUCAGCUCUGUCUCAUGUGGAGCUGUCUGGGAGUGAUGUUUUUUAUUCAGCCCAUGAAUAUUUAACACCUCCAUCCCCUUCUUCAGAACAACAAACAAAAAAGAGGAAGAGCAAGAAGAAACUCAUUGCUCCUUUCUAUGGUUACCAAGACAACUCCGUAGACUCUCCUUCACCACAGCCUGACACGGUUCAAGUUGAACCCCAGCCAGGUCCGUCCAACAUUAAGUCAAAAGUGUUAACACCUGGUCCUGACUCAAGACCACCUAAAGACAAGCUGUCAGACAUAUCAGCUCACUUAAGCUCAAGUAAUUCUGGGAGCACUGUUUUCUAUUCAGCCCGGGAAUAUUUAACACCUCCAUCCUGUUCCACUGAACAACAAACACAAAACAAGAAGAAGACACGCAUUGCUGCUUUCUUCAAGAGAACAUGGCCCGACCCGGUUCUUGAUCUAUCCAGCUCUGAGUCAACAAAUUUAACACCGGUCCUCAGGACAUCUGGAUUUGAUUCAAAUGCGUGUGACGUGCUGUUAGCGGUCUCAACUUCAUGUUAUCUGGAGCACACAACGCCUAACAUGUUUUGUGACACGACUUCUUUGGGUUACAUCCUUGAAGAUUUAAUGGAUCCAUUUAGUUUUUUAAGUCGAUUUGAAUGCCGUUAUGUAGUGGGACAGAUGCUGGGCGCGGGAAGCUUUGGCACUGUAUUUCAAGGGAAGCGCAAAUCUGAUGGCAAUAAGGUUGCCAUCAAAUUUAUACCUAAAAGAGUCAGGGAUAGAUACUUCUUAAUUCCCGGAUACUCCAAGCCUCUGUUCGCAGAAGUAGCCCUAAAUCUAUUAAUGCAAAAGCCUCCUGUUAGUCGCCACGUCGUACAGAUGCUGGAGUGGUUUGAAGAGGACGACAGACACGUGAUCAUCAUGGAAUAUAAAGAAAAGUGCAGGGACUUAAUGAGCUACCUUUUGAGAUACCCCCAUCGCCUGAAAGAAAACGUGGCACGUGAUUUGAUGUACCAAGCAGUCCUAGCGACAAAACACUGUGCUGACCAUGGUGUCGUCCACCGAGAUAUUAAAUUAAAUAACAUCCUCAUCAAUAGAAAUACGCACAAGCUCAAAUUAAUAGACUUUGGCUGUGGCGAUCUUCUUCAUGAACGUGGCUACCUCAGCUGGAAUUAUAGAGGAGGAAUACGACCACCAGAAAUCUACACACACUUCAAGUAUGAUGCGGUCCCAGCCACGGUCUGGUCUCUGGGUGUUCUGCUCUUUCGUAUGGUCAACGGAAUACAUCCGUUUCAUCCAGCGAAGAUUAUAAACGACAAUCUGCCUUUCAGAAAGAGAUUAUCCACAGAAUGCCGUGAUGUUAUCAUACAGUGCCUGAAACAAAAUCCAGCCGACAGACCGAGUUUAGAUCAGCUCUUACAGCACCCCUGGUUUAGUAAGGUCAGCGGUGCAUACAGGUUAGUGUAAUGUCUCUCCAUAUAGGAGUCGCAGACCAGACGAGAAGUGCAGUGCAGAGGUCAUGUCAAGGACAACGCGCCGGUAUCACACUCUGGAUGCAAUGUAUCCUAAAUAAAAGUCCUCUCCUGAUACAAAAUGAGCCUUGAUCUAGAUUCAAACUUUAGACCAAUCAUACAAAUGGCAUUAGGCAGUCCACAUUAACAAAAUACUGCAUAGUUUAGUCUUUACUAAACUGUAGUAAACCGUUAUAUGUAACAGUCCGCUUAUUUCAGCAGAUCUCAAUUCUUGUACGAUAGGACCCAAAAUCUUUAAAUGU
Molecule: messenger RNA, 2153 nt
Organism: Triplophysa dalaica
Lineage: Eukaryota; Metazoa; Chordata; Actinopteri; Cypriniformes; Nemacheilidae
Product: mitogen-activated protein kinase kinase kinase nsy-1-like
Exons: 9
Coding region: 197-1846 (549 amino acids)
Biological process (GO): regulation of mitotic cell cycle; negative regulation of apoptotic process; protein autophosphorylation
Cellular component (GO): cytoplasm
Molecular function (GO): protein serine/threonine kinase activity; ATP binding
Source: RefSeq, a predicted model, not a curated record